AUGGAAGAACAAAAAGAAAAAGCUUCUUUUGAAAGGAUAUUAAGUAGUGAUGAAUUCAAUUCUAACCAACUUGAGAAUAAUAAAGAUAAUCAGGCUUCAGAUUCAGAGACAAAUAUUUUAUUAGGAAGUAGUAGUGUGUGGUUGUAUUUUAAUAAGAAUCCAGCUGAUGUAUUUAGUUAUAAUGAUAUGUUGUUACUUUUUGAAUCUUUAGAAAGAGCUACUAGAUAUUUAUCAGCAUCAUCUUAUCCAACAAUGGGUGACACUCGUCUUGUAUUUACAGGAAUUCAGACACAUCUAGACAAAUAUGCAAAUGAUAAUAAUUUUAUAGCAAGUGAAGUAGCAGCUUUAAUAUCUAGUAAAAUUAAAAAUAUUGAAUCAAAACCAAGUGCUUGUGCUCAAAUUCAAUCUAUAUUUGAACUCUAUAAAGAACAAUCUUACUCAUCUACAAAUUUAGUUCUAUCUACCCCU
Funneliformis mosseae is the source of this 468-nucleotide messenger RNA. The record is from the annotation of a GenBank genome assembly. Lineage: Eukaryota; Fungi; Glomeromycota; Glomeromycetes; Glomerales; Glomeraceae.